Molecule: messenger RNA, 2390 nt
Organism: Hyalella azteca
Lineage: Eukaryota; Metazoa; Arthropoda; Malacostraca; Amphipoda; Hyalellidae
Exons: 7
Coding region: 318-1193 (291 amino acids)
Source: RefSeq, a predicted model, not a curated record
UUGACGGGGAUGGUUGUGUAUGUUCCUCCUGUGAACAGAUUCUUGAGUGAGCCCAACAAUCUGGUUUGAAAGCUAAACCGUUGAUGGAAUUUUUCGUUAAACUUGAUGAAGAUAAAGAGUGGGUCAUAUAAAAGGGAAUGUUGCAUUAUCAUCUUCAUAUUAACGGCUUACCAAUAUAUUAUCAUAUUACCUCAAUGCGCAUUACUUUUUAAAAUUGAACGAUCAAAAUUUCGAUAGUGUUUAAGUUACGUUUGAAUAUAAAAAAUAGCUACGGACUUCCAGCCAAAGAAGCUAUCCGAAGCAUCGAAGUCUCCAAAAUGGCUUAUUUUCUGACAACAAUCUUCUGUGCCAUCGUGUUUUCAUUUAUCCAAGUGACCCCGAGUGAGGGGUUGGAGGUGCUGGGGGUGGUGGGGGGCAGGGCUGCGGUGAACGGGUCCACACCUCUGGUGGUGCUGGACUGUCAUUACGUCAUCACCCCGGGGGAGGAGGCCGGGCUCGUCGUGACGUGGUACCACGGCCAUAACCCUCGUCCCGUGUACCAGUGGAUACACGGCACCCCUCCCCAGGCUCUAGGGAUCCUGCGCGGCCGCCUUGACUUGCGCUACGAGAGCUCCCCAGACCACCUGAAGGCCCACAGCGCCUUAGCCUUCGUCACGCCAACCACCGAACUGGCAGGACCAUACACCUGCAGGGUGGCCACCUACAUGCAGGAGGACUCGGCCACGGGGGAGUUUGUAGUCUAUACUCCAGCAUCACAGUUUGAUCUCAAAAUGUCAAAACCGUUACACGACGGCAAAAUCGUCUUCGUGUGCGAUGCGCAAAACGUUUUUCCAGAACCCAACAUUGCUCUGUUCUCGACUGAUACUGCAAGCAAAAGCCGUGUCCCUCUGCCGGGUAUCCUGCACAAAGAUUACGACGUGGCGACGAACCUGUACCAAGUAUCGGUAGAAUCCUUCGUCAUGGGCCAGGAUCUCGCAGGAGAGACGUUGUUCGAGUGCGUUCUCUCUAUACCGGGCACCAGCUACGCGCUCAGAGAGACCCUUCUCUAUUACCCAGAUGUGAUCAGCCGUUCAGCUACUGCUGAAGCAGUUUCAGGUCGGAGCUUGGGCAACGGAGCCUCAACACAGGCCUGUAAUAUUUACGUGAUCUCCAGCAUUAUAAUUCUAACUAAUUUAAUUUUGUGUCAUAGAUAAACAUAUACCAAGAUAUUUCCAGCUCAUCGCACAACACAUGAAUAUAAUCUAAUAAUCAUCGUAUUCUAUAAAUUUUUGCAGUGAUGAUGGAGCUGGUCUCUGAAACGUUUUUUAACAGAUAUUGUGAAUUUAUGUGGCGUUUCCAUUACUUUUAACUUCUUACUGUACAAAAAUAAUGUAUAAUCUGUAAAAAAAUAUUGUUUCAAGAUUAUCAAAAUAGGACAGGAAACCGGCCAUUAACAAGUAUUAUUAUCUUGAGAAUUUAUUUAUUUAGUUUCUCUAGCUCACUAAUGUCGCCGCAUUUUAGUUCUAGUGUUCUUCAGUAUUAAUCUAGAUUUACGUUAAUCUAGAACUUUCAAUAAUCUUUGUUAAUUAUUGUAUGAAAUUCACUUCAAAGUUGUACGAAAUUUGCAACUGUUUUUUGUCGUGGAUCAAGAGCUAGGCGAGUUUGAAAACCAAAUAACAGCUUGUAAUCAAAUUGAUCUCAAUUGAAUUUCAUUUUCAAAAUAAAUCUUAAAAAUUUUCUGGCGCAAACUAAAAUAUAGAAGCUCGUUGCAGAAAUCGACAAAUAACUAUAUAUGUAUGCAUAAAGAGAGCUCAACAGUUGCUAAAAAAUAAUCGUUUAUGAAUUCGAUUAAGUGUGGCCCACAAAAUUUUCAUCUGUACAUCCAUUAUUAGCAUCGCUUCUAUGAUAAUAUGCCUUUUCAUGGUCAGUGAGCUUAGCCAGUAUACGUAUAUAACGUCUUCAUUGAUACCUUCUACAUCCAUGCAGUAUGCAUUCUUUUUAAGGGUUCUCAGAAAAUUUCUUGCAUCUAAUUGUGACUGGGUGAGUUUCCAUCGAAAAUAAUUUUUUUCAAAUGUUAGUUCAUAAAAAAUAUCAUCCCUAAAAAAGUGAACGAUUUCCUAACUAGUACAUCAAUUACUUCUACAUUAUGCUUCUGAAAUGAACGUUCACCACAUUGCUUGUUCCGUACCAAACGCCGAUAUUUUUUUUCAGUCCAUGUGUGAUCAAAUCCAUUCACUACAUUUUCAAAUUUUCAUUAGUGUAACUUGAUAUUUCAUGAAACUCUGUUCGCAUAUCAGGGUUCUCAUAUAAAAAUAUAGAAUUAUGUUUUCUGUGAUAUUUAGUUCUAAGGUUAAUUCUAAGUGUAAUACACUGUGAAUGAUUUGAAUACAAAGGUUUCCCUCCGAUGUUCA